Molecule: messenger RNA, 3720 nt
Organism: Anopheles bellator
Lineage: Eukaryota; Metazoa; Arthropoda; Insecta; Diptera; Culicidae
Gene: Trpgamma
Product: transient receptor potential-gamma protein
Exons: 16
Coding region: 16-3720 (1234 amino acids)
Biological process (GO): regulation of cytosolic calcium ion concentration; calcium ion transmembrane transport; manganese ion transport
Cellular component (GO): membrane; cation channel complex
Molecular function (GO): protein binding; inositol 1,4,5 trisphosphate binding; store-operated calcium channel activity
Source: RefSeq, a predicted model, not a curated record
CACAGCAUCCACGGUAUGAUGGAGGAGGAAAACGUGGUGCGGCCGCACCAGGAAAUCGCCGCCCUGUCGCUGGAGGAGAAAAAAUACUUGCUCGCCGUCGAGCGGGGUGAUGUCGCCACGACUCGAAGGAUACUGGAGAAAGCGGAAGCGGAAGCGCACAUCAACAUCAACUGCGUCGACCCGCUCGGCCGAUCCGCCCUGCUGAUGGCCAUCGACAACGAGAAUCUGGAGAUGGUCGAGCUGCUCAUCAAUCACCGGAUGGACACCAAGGACGCACUGCUUCACGCCAUCUCGGAGGAGUUCGUCGAGGCGGUCGAGGUCCUGCUCGACCACGAGGACAGCUGUCACAAGAAUGGUGAUCCUCACAGCUGGGAAGCACUUCCGCCGGAUACGGCCACCUUCACGCCCGACAUCACACCCCUGAUACUGGCGGCCCAUCGGGACAACUACGAAAUCAUCAAAAUCCUGCUCGACCGAGGGGCCACCCUGCCGAUGCCGCACGACGUACGCUGCGGGUGCGACGAUUGCGUCACUUCGCGGCAAGAGGACUCGCUGCGACACUCGCGGUCCAGGAUCAAUGCGUACCGCGCCCUAGCCAGCCCGUCCCUGGUGGCCCUCUCCUCGAAGGAUCCCAUACUGACGGCAUUCGAGUUGAGUUGGGAGCUGCGAAGGUUAAGCUUCUUGGAGCAUGAGUUUAAGAACGAGUACCAGGAGCUGCGCCGUCAGUGUCAGGACUUUGCCACGGCCCUGCUGGACCACACGAGAUCGUCGCACGAGCUGGAGGUGCUCCUGAAUCACGAUCCGACCGGGCCGGCCUUUGAGCACGGCGAUCGGAUGCAUCUGAACCGACUGAAGCUCGCGGUUAAGCUGCGCCAGAAGAAGUUCGUGUCCCAUCCGAACGUGCAGCAGCUGCUGGCCAGCAUCUGGUACGAAGGGUUGCCGGGCUUCCGGAGGAAAAACAUGGCACUGCAAGCGGUAGAGAUCGUACGAAUAGGAGUCAUGUUUCCACUGUUUUCCUUCUCCUACAUCAUCGCACCGCACUCGUCGCUCGGCCAAACGAUGAGGAAACCGUUCAUCAAGUUCAUCUGCCACAGUGCGUCCUACUUUACGUUUUUGUUUCUGCUUAUGUUGGCCUCGCAACGCAUCGAAACGGUCAUGGGUGGCGUGUGGGGAGCCGAAGUGAGCCAGCAGCAUGACGAAGUGCCUACGAAGCGGGGAGCCAGCCCAACACUGAUCGAGUGGCUCAUUUUGGCCUGGGUCAGCGGUCUGAUCUGGAGCGAGGUGAAGCAGCUGUGGGACGUGGGACUCCAGGAGUACGUCAAUGAUAUGUGGAAUGUGAUAGAUUUCGUGACCAACUCGCUGUACGUGGCCACGGUCGCCCUUCGGGUGGUGUCGUACUUUGAGGUCCAAAAGGAGAUGACCUACAACAAGUAUGCGGCCGAUUUGCCGCGCGAAAAGUGGGACACCUGGGAUCCGAUGCUCAUCUCGGAGGGUCUCUUCUCGGCCGCCAACAUUUUCAGCUCGCUCAAACUGGUGUACAUCUUUUCGGUGAACCCGCACCUGGGCCCACUGCAGGUGUCCCUGUCGCGCAUGGUGAUGGACAUAAUGAAGUUCUUCUUCCUGUACGUGCUGGUGCUGUUUGCGUUCAGUAGCGGUCUCAACCAGCUUCUAUGGUACUAUGCCGAUUUGGAGAAGAAACGCUGCCCGGACGUAUCGAACUUUUCCGGCAUCAACAUGACGGCGACGGAUCCGAAUGCCUGCGUCGUGUGGCGCCGUUUCGCCAACCUGUUUGAAACAAUUCAGACACUGUUUUGGGCCGUGUUCGGGCUGGUGGACCUGGAGAACUUCGAGCUGGACGGUAUUAAAAUCUUCACCCGCUUUUGGGGCAUGCUAAUGUUUGGCACGUACUCGGUGAUCAACAUCGUGGUGCUGCUGAACCUGCUGAUCGCCAUGAUGAAUCACUCAUAUCAACUGAUAUCGGAACGAGCGGAUGUCGAGUGGAAGUUUGCCCGUUCGAAGCUAUGGAUCAGCUACUUCGAGGAGGGUGGGACGUGUCCGCCACCGUUCAACAUCAUCCCCACGCCGAAAUCGCUGCUCUACGUCUUCCAGUGGGUGAAGCGAAAGUUCUGCGGCCACUCGAAGGCCGUCAAGAAGGAGCACAUGAAAACGAUUCGACGGAAGGUGAAACAGGCGAGCGAGCGUGACUUCCGGUACCAGAGCAUCAUGCGCAACCUGGUCCGCCGGUACGUGACGGUCGAGCAGCGGAAGGCGGAGUCGCAGGGCGUCACGGAGGACGAUGUGAACGAGAUCAAGCAGGACAUAUCGGCGUUUCGCUGCGAACUGGUGGAGAUCCUGAAGAACAGUGGUAUGAACACGGCCAUCGCCACCGGCCAGGGCAGUGGGGUCGGUGGCAAGAAGAACCGACAGAAGGAGCGCCGGCUGAUGAAGGGCUUCAACAUUGCGCCUCCGCCGGCUCCGGACACACCGCAACACUUGACGCCGGUGUCGGAGUUUAUGGGUCAGCUGCCGGAGCACUCACCGCACGAACUGUUUGCCGGUGUGUUCGGGCCGGGUUUGACCCCGAAAAAGGCGCUCCAUCAGGUGAACCCGAUGCACCAGUACUCGUCGCAGUCGCAGAGUUCGUUCGGUGAGAACAACAAUCCGAUGCACAAGCUGGCCAAACUGGCCCCGAAGUUCCACUCGAAGGGACGGCCCGGUUCGCACAAGAAGCGUUGGGGCACACUAAUUGAAGCCGCCAAACAUGGCAGCGUUUCGAAGUUUAUUGGACGUUCGCGAUCGGAAGACUCCGUGUGUAACCACGGGCCGGGUGGUAGGGGUGAAUCGGCUAGCCACAGCAACAGUCCGGCAUCGGACGAGGCCAUCACGGAGUCCCCGUCCGACUCGAACCCCAGCUUGGAUCGGCCCGAUGUGGAGCAGUGUCCCGAUCCGCAGCACAAGCCGCCCCAUCACAGCAGCAGUCAGCGUGGGGAACGCCGAAGCCAUCAGCAGGAUCGGCGGCAGCACGGUGGCAGCGAUCGGACCCAGCAGCACAGCAGUGGGACGAGCGGCAAGAACGGGCCCGUGAAGGAACACUCCCAUCACUAUCACCUGAACUUUGGUGCGCUGGCAGCGCUGAAGCGGAAGCGGAAAAAGUUCUCCAACAGUCGCAACUCCAGCCCGGUGCUGGAGCCGCCGAGCGAGGUGCCCUCGGUGACGAACUCGAGCGCCAAACCGACCAACGCCAGCAGUAAGGUACUGAGACGUGCUUCCAGCGUACCGACGCGUGAUGCCUGCGAUGAGCCGGAGCCAUCGAGCAGCGUGCGGCCCGGGCGCCACGAGGCCACCCAAAGCCAGCAGCAUUCCGUCGAGCAGCAGCUCGACGGUCCGGCGCCACUGACGCCGUCCACCACGGAGGAGAGCGUCGACCAGCAGCAACCGUCGGCGAUGCUCACCCCGAACGCGCAGACCACUUUGCCGAUGCACAAGCAUCAGAAGAUUGUGCGCGGACGGAACAGCUCCCACGAGCCGCUCCUGCGUCUGCAGGAGCAACGCGAUGGACCGGUCGGCGGGCCAGGUGGCCCAGGGGAUGGCGUAGCGGCAAUCGGUGGCCCAGGGGCAGGGCAGUCCACGUCGGUGGCCACGUCCGUGCUUCGUUCGACACCGAAAAUACCGGGCGUGACGCCAUUGCGGGGCCAUCUUCACUCCCAGGGCUGGUUGUAG